This is a messenger RNA of Carassius carassius (crucian carp), 2205 nucleotides long. It is a transcript of the gene uevld, whose product is annotated as UEV and lactate/malate dehyrogenase domains. Bases 137 to 1552 code for a protein of 471 amino acids. The record is from RefSeq and is a predicted model, not a curated record. The transcript has 12 exons. Gene Ontology annotation, molecular function: oxidoreductase activity, acting on the CH-OH group of donors, NAD or NADP as acceptor. Gene Ontology annotation, biological process: protein transport; protein modification process; carboxylic acid metabolic process. NCBI's taxonomy places the organism in Eukaryota, Metazoa, Chordata, Actinopteri, Cypriniformes, Cyprinidae.
GCCCCUCUCGGCUCGCCGUAGCAGACAGCAGCAGCUGGAAUGUGUUUGCGGAAGUUUCUUUUUAACGCUCGGCUGAGAUUGAACCGCUCUAACGUUAGCUUUCUUGGUUUCACUCGGUCUUACUCAAACAAAGAAAAUGGAUUUCAGCUCGGAAUCUGUGAAGAAAGUUCUCUCGAAGUAUAAGUUCCGUGAUGUUGCUAUUGAAGAGCUGAACAAAGUGUCUCGGGUCCAUCCUGAUAUGAAAGUAAUAUCUGCAACAUAUACAUCUAGUGACAGUUUACAGAAGGAGCUGCUCAAACUGGUUGGGAACAUCCCUGUCUGCUAUCACGGGCGCUCGUAUAACCUGCCCAUCCUGUUGUGGCUCUUGGAUUCGUUCCCUCUCGCGCCUCCCAUCUGCUUCCUGAGACCCACAUCCAGCAUGGUCAUACGGGAGGGUAAACACGUCGACUCAAAGGGCAGAAUACACCUGCCCGGCCUGCACAACUGGGACCAUCCAAAGUCAUCUGUGAAUGGGCUUCUGGCAGAGAUGAUCGCUAAGUUUGAGGAGGAGCCUCCACUGAGCACCAAACCUGCAGCACAGGGGGACAGUCCCAACGAUCUGCUGGCCUAUGUGUCAAACCUCAGCCUUCAAGAAGGUGGAAACCGUCUUGAUCAGGAGGUUAAGGUGUCUGUGAUUGGUGGGGGAGAUUUGGGAAUUGCUGCGGUGCUGAGUAUUAUGGCAAAAGGCUGUGUUGACAAACUGGUUUUGAUUGACGUCCCUGAGAGCUCAACUAAAGGUGGCACAAUGGAUUUGGAGAUUUUCAGUUUGCCAAAGGUCGAGGUCUCAAAAGACCUGUCGUCCUCGGCCGGCUCUAAGGUGGUGGUGAUCACAGCCAAUGCCUGGAGUGAUGAGCAGUCAUAUCUGAGUGUAGUUCAGACUAAUGUGGACAUGUACAGAUCCAUCAUUCCUCGUCUCGCCCAGCUCAGUCCAAAAGCUGUGCUGCUCGUCGCCUCUCAACCAGUGGACAUUAUGACACAUGUUGCCUGGAGACAGAGUCAUCUUCUGCCCACCCAGGUGAUCGGUGUGGGCUGUAAUCUGGACUCGGAGAGACUGUCUCACAUCAUCAACAUUUCACUGGUGGCAAAUAACACAGGGAAGCAGGCCUGGGUCAUCGGAGAGCUCUCUGAGAACAAGGUGGCAUUGUGGGGUAAUAUGGGGCCAGGCACUGACCAUCUACAAGCGUUAACCCCAGUGUCCAACUCCACCAAACCAUUAAUGGACAGGGCAUUAGAGAUGCUCAAAGGCAGAGGUCAGAGGUCAUGGUCAGUCGGGUUGUCCAUUGCGGACAUUAUUCACAGCAUUGCAACAGACAAAAAGAAGAUACACUCCGUCACAACACUGGCUGAGGGUUGGGGUGGAAUCGGUUCCAAAGUGUUCCUCAGCUUGCCGUGCAUCCUCGGGGAAAACGGCUCGACCCGAUUACCGGGAGUGGCUCUGGGUUCAGAAGAUGAAAUGAAGCUGAGGGAGAGCGUGGCGUGUCAGGUCAACCUCUUCAUGCAGCUGAGAUUGUAACUCGGGUGCUGGAUGAAACUGCAUCAUCUCUACAAGAGGUAUAUUUUUAUCUGCAGGCUCGGUUACAGCUGCAGCUUUGAAACACACUUUCAGAUUUAAUGAGGGGUGAGCUCAAGGAAAUUUCUCACGGAAGGUAAAGAUACAGUUUAGUCCUUCCUCCGAUACUUGCUUAUCUUAUAUUCUCACAGCAGCCACUGUGAAGUCAAAGUUGUCCAUAUGACAACAAUAGCACUUAACACUUUAUAUUGGCUUCCUGUGAAGCAUUAUGCAUAAAAUCACUGCACUUGUUUACAAUACAAACUAUGUAUAUGCAAUCCUGUUUGUCAUAAAUGGUUACCUGUGAGAAUAAUGCAUCAAUGGUGUCUUUAUGAAGGUUAAAUUAUGGUAGAAAGAUCAAAUGAAUGGCUUUAAGUGCUUGUUAAAUGCAGUUACCAAUCAGGCAGAUCUGUCAUGUAGGUUUGCUUUUAAAUGAAAGGGCAUGGGUGCCUGAUGUGCUUUUAUGCAAGUGAAUGUGUGUUUAUACAGAAAUACCUGACCCUUGUGUUAUAUUUAAUCAUGUUGUGCUUGUACCAUGUACCUCUGAAUGUGAAAUCAGAAUCAAUGACAGCAAUAAUUUAAAUAUUAAAAUAAACACUCCACUUUGUUAUGUCUCA